AUGGCUACGUCGUGCGGUCUGGACGCUGGGCCUGGAUCCUUGAGGCGCCGGAUCCUAACCCGCUUUCUGGCGCUACUGUUGGUGCCUCUGCCACCAAACUUAGGUUAUAAAGAGGACGGCUCCCAAUCAGUUUGUGGCAUACCCUGGUGGCUAGACAAAUUGGAGACGAUGCAUCACUGGCCCUGGGAAGUGAGCGUGCGCAUGGAAAAUGAGCACGUGUGUGGAGGGGCCCUCAUUGACGGCAGCUGGGUGGUAUCUGCAGCGCAUUGCAUCCAGGGCAACAAGGAAUACUCAGUGCUGCUGGGCAGCAGAAAGCUCCAGCCAGCUAGCUCCCCUGGGGCCCUGAAGAUUCCCGUGAGGGACAUCAUUGUGCACCCCAAGUACUGGGGCCGGAACUUCAUCAGAAACGACUUGGCCCUUCUCCGUCUCGACGCUCCGGUCACCUUCAGCAAGUACGUGCACCCCAUCUGCCUCCCGGAGCAGAGCUUCAGUUUGGAGGUCGAGACACAGUGCUGGGUGACUGGCUGGGGCCAGGGUAAGCAGCACUCCUCCGGCAACAGGACACUGACUCCAGUGCUUCAUGAGGUCAAGGUAUUCAUUAUCGACAGCAAGAGGUGUGACCGUGUUUUCCACAAGAAGUCUCUCUACCCCCCAGUUCUCCCCCUUAUCCAGAGGAACAUGAUCUGUGCCACCAGUAAUGGAGAGAACUUGUGCUAUGGGGACCCUGGAGGGCCACUGGCUUGUGAAGUUGAUGGCAGAUGGAUUCUGGCUGGGGUGUCAUCACUGGAGGAGGCCUGCAUCAAACCACAGAAUCCAGGUGUAUACACUCUCCUCACCAAAUAUACCAACUGGAUCCAGAAGCAAGUGAACCAUGGGGUGCUGUUGGGGCCCUGCAGGGCCUCCUGGCUUCUGUUCCUGUCCUGGCUGCUGCAGCUCCCCAUAGGCCUCUGA
Molecule: messenger RNA, 951 nt
Organism: Psammomys obesus (fat sand rat)
Lineage: Eukaryota; Metazoa; Chordata; Mammalia; Rodentia; Muridae
Product: inactive serine protease 45-like
Exons: 6
Coding region: 1-951 (316 amino acids)
Biological process (GO): proteolysis
Molecular function (GO): serine-type endopeptidase activity
Source: RefSeq, a predicted model, not a curated record